Messenger RNA from Prorocentrum cordatum, 1295 nucleotides. NCBI's taxonomy places the organism in Eukaryota, Dinophyceae, Prorocentrales, Prorocentraceae. The record is from the annotation of a GenBank genome assembly.
GGGGAAGAGGGGCCCAAGCUACCCGGCGCAGGCCCUCCUUGAGCGAUGGCUCCCGCGCGGUACUCGCCCCGCGCUGGGGUGGCGGUCUCGCUCUCCGCGUCUGCGCGGCCGCUGCCUGGGCCAGCGUCGUGUGCCAGGCAUCCGGGGCUCCCGGUGCAGCUGGUCAGUGCGAGGCGCUGCCGGCCGGCCUGCAGGGCGCUGGCGCCGCUGGCGUCGGCGCUGGUGCUGGCAGCACGGCGCAGUGGCAGGCGCUCGGCUGCGGCGCGCCGGAGAGCGAGCGCCGAGGACAAGGACCACAACCCGAACGAUGGCAAGAAGUCGCAAAAGGGCUCUGGGGACUUGGGCAAGGAUAUCCAGGGCUGGUUCGAGAAGAAGAAGGCGCAGGGCACGGGUGGGGCUGGCGGCGCCGUCGUUGGCGGGAUGCUGCUUGGGCCGCUUGGGGCGAUCGUCGGCGCGAACGUCGGGGCAAAGCUGGGGCCCGCGGUGACUGACUUGCUCAGGACGUUCGAGGGCGAGGGAGGCGACGACCAGUCUGGUGGCGGCGGCGGCGGCGGCGGCAGCGCGCGCGCUGCCGACGAGGCCGUCGACAAGCCGCGGCGUCCCGAGGCGCGGCGGGCGGCCGCGGAGAGGAAGCCCGCGGCGCCCCAGCCGUCCGUCGACUCCGAGCUGGAGGAGCUGGUCGCCUCCAGGCGAACGCCAGGGCCCGUCGCGACGAUGCCCGAAGCGCCCGCGCCCCAGGCGGCGGCGGCGGCGGCGGCGGCGGAGGCGCCCGCCUCGGAACAGGUGGACCUGCUGAAGGCGCUCCAGCAGGGCGCGCUCAGCAAGCGCCGGAAGCUGGAGGCGGAGGUGGCUGAGCUGUACGCGAAAGCCGAGGGAGCGCUGGUGGCCGGCGACGAGGCGGCGGCUCGCUCGUACCUGGAGUCCAAGGCUACGGCCCAGAGGGCCCUCGACAGGAUACUGGAGGGCCAGAGGCGCAGGCGCGAGAGGCUGGAGUCGGAGGUCGAGGAGCUCUACGCCAAGGCCGAGCGCGCCCUGUCGGCCGGCGACGAGGCGGCGGCGCGGGACUUCCUGGCGUCCUGGAGGGGCGCCAAGGAGCUGCUGGAGCGGGAGUGCGGCAGCGAGGGCGAGCCGUGAUUGGUGGAGUGCGUGCCCCUCGCUGGCGACGCAGCGGCUCCCGGCGGGGGCGGCGGGGGGCGGCGAGCCAGGAGCUCUGGAGGUGCGCCAGCCGUGCGCCGGCACGCCCGCGGGGGCUCGAAGGGAGGGGCGCCUCGCGCUCGGCGGUCCUCGCGCUCCGC